AUGGCUAUGAAUGUGAAGACUGUCCUCAUCUCUGCAGUGUACAAGAAAGCCUUGCGCCUGUCUGCCGAGAGCAACCAGAAGUAUAGCAAGGGUUACACGAUGAACCUCGUCAACGUGGAUUGCGAAUCCGUUUCUAAGGCUUGGGAAGUCACUCACCAGGUUUGGAGUAUCCCCUUUCAACUAGCCGUUAUCAUCGUCCUCCUUUGCCGUCUCCUCGGUUUCUCUGCGUGGGCUGGUGUCGGCGUUCUGUUCUUUUCGCUCCUCCUAUUGAUCAUGGUGGUCCCUACUUUCAUGCGCAAAGCGGCUCCGUGGUUCAUGAGACUUGGUGACCGUCGUCUUAAGACUAUCCGAGAGGUUUUGGACGGCAUUCGCGUCGUGAAGAUCAAUGGCUGGGAGGACCAUUUCUUGGAAAAGCUGCAGGGUAUCCGCAGCGAACAGCUUCGCUGGUUGCGUCAAUUCAACACCGGUGUUGCAUGCUUCGUUAUUGUCGGUCAGGUCACUAACACCCUCAUGCCUCUCGCCGCGUUCUCGCUGUUCGGCAGGGAAAACAUGGGCAUCGUUCCGUCUGCCAGAAUGUUCCCAGCUCUCGCACUCUUCGGCAUGCUCGUUGACCCCCUCAUCGCUUUGCCUCAGUUGCUAAGUUCCUUCGUUAUCGCUAUGACUUCUUGGGGCCGCAUCUAUGCAUUCCUACUCGCUGAUGAAAAGACUGCCCCUUACGACAUCGUCACCUAUGGUGUUAUGGAUAUCAGCCGCUAUGCGCUCACCAUCACCGGUGGUUCGUUCUCCUGGCCUUCCACCGAGGCUUCUGCACCAGGCCCAGUCUCCGCUCCCAAAAGACAAGAAAAAAAGAUUGACGACGAUGUCGAUAGCAUUGACCUUGAGAAGGGAAAGGUUUCUGAGGAGUUUUCUGGUCCUCUCCCUUUUCUGCGCAACGUAAACAUCGCUAUUAGGCGGGGCUCUCUUACCGCAAUCGUCGGUCAUGUCGGAUCUGGGAAGAGUUCUCUCUUAUCCGCUAUCAUUGGUGAAAUGAUGCGUGUUUCUGGCGAAGUCGACUGCAAUGGCACUAUCGCUUACUGCGCUCAGCAGCCCUGGAUCCAGACGACUACCAUUCAGGAUAACAUUCUCUUUGGCCGUCCCCUUAACUUGCAACAGCUCCAAAAGGCCAUCCAGACCACGUCAUUCAACACUGACUUGGAGAGCUUCCCGCAUGGCUUGGCUACCCAGAUGAGCGAGAAGGGAAACAACCUUAGUGGUGGACAGAAGGCUCGCCUUUCACUCUCCCGCGCGGUCUACUCCGAUGCCGAUAUAUACCUCUUUGACGACGUGCUUGCUGCUCUUGAUCCUCGUGUUGGCCGCAGCGUCUUCAAUAACUGCAUUAAGAAAGGCCUCAGAGGAAAGACUCGUCUCCUCGUCACUCACCAACUUCAGUACCUCAACCAAGUUGACCACAUCAUUGUCGUCUCCGAGGGAUCCAUUGCUGAACAAGGCACCUUCGAGGAGCUUGUCGGCAGGAAUGGGGAACUUACUCGUUUGCUCAGCGAUGUCCAGUCGUUCUCUGAAGACAGUGAGGAAAGCAGGAAAGAGGAUAAGCGCAAGAGCAUGGCUGCUCAGAAGAAAGCUACUGAGGAGAAGAAGGAGACCAACGACAAACUCAUUGCCGAUGAGGAGCGCAACGUGGGCGCUGUGGGCGCUGCUACCUGGUGGGCGUAUCUCAAAGCAACCGGUGGGGCUAGCAUGGCUGUCAUGCUGUUCAUAGAGAUUAUCAUGUUGCAAGGAAGUGUCAUCAUUCUAGGCCAGUGGCUCACGUGGUGGACUGAGGACAAGUUUCACGAAAAAGCAGGGGCAUGGAUCGGCAUUUACGACGGCAUCGGUUUCGCAUCCAUUUUGCUUCUAAUCCUUAUGAACGUUAGCAUUCUGCUGAGUACGAUCCGCGCCAGCCGUACCUUCCACUCCAAGGCACUCCUGGGUGUCUUGCGCGCUCCUAUGUGGUGGUUCGAAGGCCAACCUAUCGGCCGUAUCAUGAACCGCUUCUCCAAGGACAUUGAGGCCAUCGACCAGCGUCUCAUGCCCCAACUCUUCCAGUUGAUUGGUGGUGCUGGCACCCUCCUGUCGACGGUUAUCAUUGUUGGCUAUAGCACUCCCAUUAUGCUUGCCUUCAUGUUCCCUAUUACUGUCAUUUACUGGUUUGUUCUGCGCUUCUAUCGCAAGUCCCUUCGUGAGCUCAAGCGUCUGGAGUCUAUACAACGCGGCCCACUGCAAGCCCGUAUCAGCGAAACCCUCGAUGGAAUCCCAACAAUCUUGGCUUACGGACGCGAGCACGACUUCGCAAAUGCAGUCGGCGGCCUCCUUGACACGAGCAACAGGCCCACGUUCCUGAGGAUACAUGCCGAAAUCUGGGUCACCUUGCGUAUGGAAAUACUGUCGUCUGUCGUUGUCUUUGCCCUUGUUAUGCUCGUGCACACGAAGGUCGUCGGUAACAGCACUCAAUUCGCUCUUUCUUUGACAUAUGCGUCCACUUUUACCUACCUCUUGAACUUACUCCUCAAGAGUUCUGCUAAUGUUGAGGCUGAGAUGAACUCCGUCGAACGUCUGAUGAAUUACACCGAGAAUCUUCCCCAGGAACCAGCUGCACACCUCGGUUCCGAUCCUUCGAAAGAAAUAUGGCCCAUGCGCGGAGAGAUCGUUCUUCGCGACAUCAGUGCUGCCUACCCUUCGCGCCCCGACAAGCUGGUUCUUCGUAGCGUCAACCUCACUUUCAAGCCCGGCGAAACUGUCUUCAUCGUAGGAAGAACCGGCUCCGGGAAAUCUACGCUCCUGUCUCUGUUGCUGCGAAUGAUUGACCCCUGUUCUGGUUCCGCUAAGAUCGAUGGAAGAGAUAUUACCUCGGUCGGUUUGACUACUCUGCGUCAGGCCAUGGAGGUGAUCCCCCAAGGCAUACCUACGUGCAACUCAUAUCCUGGCUUAGAUCCUUUCAUCUUCUCUGGCACCAUCCGCUCCGCUCUGGAUUUCGAGGGCAAGUGCGAUGAAAAGGCACUCUGGCAAGCACUCGAACUCGUCGGACUUAAGCAGUUCGUUGCUUCGCAAGAGUUCAGGCUCGACACUGUCGUGGAAGACAACGGUUCUAAUUAUUCCGUCGGCCAGCGCCAGCUUCUCUGCCUUGCGGCUGCUAUCCUACGUAACCCAAAGAUCCUACUCCUGGACGAGGCCACGGCGUCGAUCGAUGCUGGUGCGGACGUGUUCAUCCAACAGGCAAUGCGCCAAAGCUGCCCGAAUGCUACGAUCCUGAGUGUCAUGCACCGAUUGAGUGAUAGGAUCCUCGAGGAAUGUGAUAGGGUAUUGGUAAUGGAACAGGGCGUGCCCGUUGAGUUCGCUUCUCCCAGGGAACUCCUAACACGGCCCAACAGCAUGUUCUCGAAGCUGAUGGCUGCGGCAAGGAACAGCGCUUGAGCUUGUCUAGACUCCUUAGGACCCACGCACUACGCACAAUCUACUACACAUUUUGAUAUUUUUGCAUCAAUCAAUGCGAAGGACACUCGUUUAGUAUCGUUCGGAAAGUUGCGACGCAGGCGAGUACUGCCAGAGUCCGGGUCGGAGACCGAUCAGUAUUGAAUAUUUGAUUCGCGGAUUGGCACAAGGUUUCUGAUCUGCUCACCGCCUGCGUUUGCGAUUGAAUUGAUGCUGAUAGUUCUGUCAAAGCUCUAGCCAAUGUCCGCGGUAAUGAAAUGAUCCCUGGACUCUUCGUCCCCCUGUCGUAAGUACAGGAUCGGCAUACCCUACUGUUACCUUUGGGCGCCACAAUCUGCAAGUAGCAAUGCGGCCGCCUGGUAACAAAGUAAAGCUUCCGACAAGUUCUCUCGAUCAAAUACUCG
This is a messenger RNA of Pisolithus orientalis, 3869 nucleotides long. RefSeq names its product P-loop containing nucleoside triphosphate hydrolase protein. The record is from RefSeq and is a predicted model, not a curated record. Gene Ontology annotation, biological process: transmembrane transport. Gene Ontology annotation, cellular component: membrane. NCBI's taxonomy places the organism in Eukaryota, Fungi, Basidiomycota, Agaricomycetes, Boletales, Pisolithaceae. Gene Ontology annotation, molecular function: ATP binding; ABC-type transporter activity; ATP hydrolysis activity. Bases 1 to 3447 code for a protein of 1148 amino acids. The transcript has 7 exons.